AUGGAAAUGAAAGACGUCACUGAUCAAGCGAUCUGCCAAACCACCCUUUAUGUGGAAUCGGCGACAUUGGAAUUGGAUGAGGGUAGACUCACCAUUAGACAAAGCCAAAAACAGUUUGCCCGUCAACAGUCGAUUCAAGUCCAAUACUUGCACGUGCUUUGGGCUCAUGCAACUACAGAGCAAUUGACGAUUCAUUUCGCUGCAGAGCGGCACAAAGUCUUAAACGCGGCAACGAGAGUGUUUCAGCUCCUUGACCAGGACACUUCCUCUUCUCGUGUACAGGCCUGGAUCCAGUUACUUCUCGACCGCGCCUACGGCGCAUCAAAGCCACGAAAGCAUCUGAAGAUCUAUUUGAAUCCGGUUUCAGGCAAGGGAUCCGCUGUGAAACUGUACCAUCGAUAUGCAGAACCUCUUUUUGAGGGAGCCCGGUGCCAUGUCGAGCUGCAUGAAACGUGUUAUUCCGGCCAUGCGAGUUGGUCGGUCAGAGAAGACCGUGAUAUUGAUUCAUGGGAUGCGAUUGUGUGUUGCUCCGGUGAUGGUCUACCCUACGAGGUUAUCAACGGCAUCGCGCAGAGAGAUGAUGCUGGGUACAUCUUGAGAAAUGUCCCUAUUGUCCAGCUCCCUGGAGGUUCGGGGAACGCAAUGUGCGUCAACAUGUUCAAGACAACCAGCUUCUCCCAUGCAGCGCUCUAUACAAUUAAGGGUAUUCGUCAACCAAUAGAUCUCAUGUCAGUCACUCAAGGCGACAAACGGUAUAUCUCGUUUCUGUCGCAGAACAUCGGAUUAUUAGCCGAGUGCGAUCUUGACACUGAGAACAUGCGAUUCCUCGGCGGCCAAAGAUUUGCGGUCGGAUUCCUCCAACGCCUUUUCAACCCUCCCGUGUAUGGAUGUGACCUCGCAGUCUACAAUCCAGCUAGCGAGCAUCUGACUGACCCUUGUGCUGGUCGCCUUGGCAGCCAGUUCGAUGUAGAAGGCCGGCACGGGUUACCCGACUUACAAUUUGGGUCCGUGAAUGACAGUCUGCCGGAGAGCUGGAAGUGGGAGCAUCACCCAACAUUAAGCGUCUUUUUUGCAGGUCAAUUCCCAUUUGUGGAUGCCAAAUCUAAGGUGUUUCCUGACGCAAACCACGAUGAUGGACUGGUGGAUAUCAUCAUUAUGGAUUCUAGAAUUGGUGCUCGGAAACUUUUGCAAUUGUUCAAGAGGGUCCCAGAAGGCAAUCACUUAGCAAUGCGCGAGGUUCAUCACCGGAAAGUGUCAGCCUACCGGGUUGUUCCUGCCAGGACUCGUGGUGCCUUUAGUAUAGAUGGAGAGAGGUCUUCCUUCCAAACAUUUCAAGUCGAGGUUCAUCCACAGCUGGGUAUGACACUGGUCGCACCGACGGGAGUCGAAGAGCGAUAA
Molecule: messenger RNA, 1398 nt
Organism: Penicillium brasilianum
Lineage: Eukaryota; Fungi; Ascomycota; Eurotiomycetes; Eurotiales; Aspergillaceae
Source: the annotation of a GenBank genome assembly